This is a messenger RNA of Tarenaya hassleriana, 701 nucleotides long. RefSeq names its product auxin-induced protein 15A-like. The record is from RefSeq and is a predicted model, not a curated record. The transcript has a single exon. Bases 244 to 531 code for a protein of 95 amino acids. Lineage: Eukaryota; Viridiplantae; Streptophyta; Magnoliopsida; Brassicales; Cleomaceae. Gene Ontology annotation, biological process: response to auxin.
UUGCAAAAUGUUAGGCAAAAACACUAAGCCACAAUUCUUCUGUCGACUUGAAAGACAGAGCCAUGUGAUGGUUGGUGCUUAUUAGCUGAUUUUCUUUGCGCCAAAUUAUGAAGUCUUAUCUUCAAUUGCCAACUUGAAUCUAUAAAUAUAUGUUAUCAAGUAAAUCUCUCGAACUGCACAAGAAAGCUGUCAUCUUUGAUAGAAAGGGUACACAGAGGAGAAGCCACUUACACAAUCAGUUCCAUGGCUUUCCGGGUUCUUCGCAGUCUGCAUUCGAAGCAACUUUUCCGGCAAGCAAAACCAUUCCAAUCUGGCGAUGUCCCGAAGGGGCACUUUGUGGUUUACGUUGGGGAAAGCCGGAAGAAGAGAUUCUUGGUCCCGGUAUCGUUCUUGAACGAGCCUUCGUUUCAAGAUUUGCUGAGAAAAGCCGAAGAAGAGUUUGGAUUCGACCACCCGAUGUGCGGACUCACGAUACCCUGCAGCGAAGAAGUAUUCGCGGAUCUCACGUCUCGGCUCAGCAGUUCAUUAUGAUGCAACAACAUCUGUUUUGUACAUUUUCGAUCAGUUUCUUUUUUUUUUCGAUGAAAAUAGAUAGGACGAGGAAAACUCUCCUCCGAACGGGGAACAACAGAGUUGCUUGACUAAUGUAACUUAGCUUUGUCUUAACGUUUUUGUGAGUCGAAAAUGGCAUAUGACCUCAA